Messenger RNA from Eruca vesicaria subsp. sativa (arugula), 192 nucleotides. NCBI's taxonomy places the organism in Eukaryota, Viridiplantae, Streptophyta, Magnoliopsida, Brassicales, Brassicaceae. The record is from the annotation of a GenBank genome assembly.
GCAUUUAUUGAAACAGAUCGCAACAAUGACGGGAAAAUUGAUAUAGAUGAAUGGAAAGAUCUUGUGUCCAUGAAUCCAUCGCUCAUGAAGAACAUGACUUUGCCGUAUCUAAAGGACAUAAAGGCGACGUUUCCAAGUUUUGUGUUAUAUUGUGAAGACGAAGAAUUGGAGCUUCAAAACCUAUCUUUCUAA